GAGGAACAGGAGCAUGAGGAGCCUGACCACAUUACUGCUGGACUUCACAGAGAGAAAUACAAACCCCCACUCAAAACUUUCUACUCCAACAAAACAAACUUUCUACCAUGCUGACCUGCAGGCCUGGUCACUACGUGCUGCUUUUACUGCUGUUUAUGUUUAGUGCUGUGUCUGAAUCAGCCGUUCCUCAAGUGAAGGUGAAUCUUCAUGACUCUGCUACUCUGUCCUGCUCUGAGAGAUGUUCUGGUUUGGUCAGAUGGACUGUGUUCCAUAAACGCAGUGACACUCUGGCUGAGUGUGAUCAGACUUCAUGUAGAUCAAAGGAGGGAUAUCAGAUGAUCCAUGAUCAGUACCUGAAGGGGAAUCUCUCUCUCACCAUCACUGACGCUGAUUUCAGUAAGAAGACCUCGUACACAUGUGACUGUGAUGGUAAAGAUCUCUGUGGUGUGGCUCUUGAUAUUGAGCCCUUGAAUACUACAGUUCAAGUAGAGUCUGGUGAAUCUCUUUUUCUGGAUUUGGACGUAUCGGAUCCAGUGGAGGUGAUUUACACCAGCACAGAUGCAGCUGGACCAUCCAGUGGUCAGAUCUGUACAGUGAAUAAAAGCUCACUACAGUGUGAACCCGAAUACACACAGAGAGCCUCAGCAGCUCUUAAACUGAGUGGAAUGAAGAAGUCUGAUAGUGGAGUUUAUACCAUCCGGGACACCAGAAGUAAAGAGAUUAUUCGUAACUACUCAGUGACUGUCAAAGGUGAUUCUGAAGCACAGAAACAGAACCACAGACUCAGUGAAAGCUGCUGCAGUGCUCCAUCUGAUGCUCAGCCCCCUGCGCAUAAAGAUCAGGGAGCUGCUGUACCAGCAUGGAUGAUUGCAGUGCUGGUGGUGAUGGUGGCUGCACUGAUUGCAUGUGCGGUAUUAGCAGUAGCAUGCGUGCGGCUUAGGAGAAAAAAUCAGCUGCUCCAGAUGAGAUCAGGAAGAAGUGGAGAUGAUAACCACAACCAGAACGGAAUUCCGAUGAAUGGACUGGCCAACCACAAUCCAGAAGAACAGCAGAGAUUUUCAUCUGAUGGCCUGGACCAAGUCUGAGAGUUCAUUCACGACGUCUCUCUCUCUUUUUCUUCUCUUGCUCUCUCUCUUGCUUUACUAUUCUUGGGUCCUGUGUGAGAGGCUGUUUAAACGUAUCAAACUCCAACACUGUCUGUUCCUCUUCAUUGUGGAAGCCUUAUUGACGUCUGAACCAGCACUCUGAACUGAGGCUUAUUCUUGCUCUUUAGUGUCUCACUUUCUAAAGCUACUCUCACUGCCAGGAUGUUCCUUUUGCUUAUAAUCUUUAUUCUACACCUCAAGCACUCCUAGGCUGUAAAAUCUUUCUAGAGAAGUUGUCUAUAGUGUCUUACUGGGGGUUAUUUUACUCUUUCACUGAACGGUUGCUCAGAACAAACUGGUCUUCUUUAGCGAAAAAAGUAGGAGUUCAGUAAGUCUGGGUUUGUUACCCUAAACAGAUGUGUAAUCUAGAGAAGCUGAACGUACAGAAUAGGCAGCUCUACAGUGCAGCUAAGUGGAAAGUCUGCUGAUUGUUUUCGUGUUUCAGACUGACCAGUCCUAAGAGAAGUACCUCCACCAGCUUAGACACUGAUGGUACGUAUCGCUGCUGUUAGGACAAAACCUUGUAUCUCCAUUUUGUCAUUUUUCAGUUUUUGACAUAAUUUGAAAAUACUUGUUGCCCUUUCCAU
Messenger RNA from Colossoma macropomum (tambaqui), 1732 nucleotides. RefSeq lists its product as uncharacterized. Bases 108 to 1085 code for a protein of 325 amino acids. The transcript is spliced from 6 exons. The record is from RefSeq and is a predicted model, not a curated record. NCBI's taxonomy places the organism in Eukaryota, Metazoa, Chordata, Actinopteri, Characiformes, Serrasalmidae.